GUCCGAAUCUCAUCAUCGAAACGCUUCUCCCAUUCAUCGCUCAUCCUGCACAUCCAUCUCCUGGCUACCGGAUCCCCCCUUUUGACUGCUUCCCGUACCUCGCUCUCUCACCUCACAACCCCAAUUCCUCUCCUUCGCCUUCCUUCGUCUCCCUUUUUCUCUGAACGCAUUCGAAAUGUCAGACGAGGCCGUCUACAAGUGGAUCACGCUUCCGGACAAGCCAAAUGUCUGGACUCGUAGCUGCUGGGGCGGAGAGCGCUUCUUCCACCAAUACUCUCGCUGGACCAAAGGGCAUGCCGACGCCAUUGGUAUCGUCACUUUCCAGGCACCGGGCAUCAACUCUUCUGUGAUCAAGGCGCUUGCCGAGCCUGCCGCCAUCGCUGCUCGCUGGGUGGGGCCGCUCCUGGGCGCGUCUGUAGAGCUUGGCGUUCACCCUGAUCUGGACCCUUGGCUUGGUGCGUGGGUCUACACGACCUCGAACGACUCUUCUGAGGCCGAGAAAUGGGCAAGGGACUCGACCCGCUUCUACGAGUGCAAACCUGGACAACCCCUCGAACAGCGUGUUGAAGAGGUGAGAGGCGAGCGGACGCUGGACGCUGCAACCAGCGCUCGCCCAUGCACGCUGCACUGGAUCUUUGGUCCAGGCGAUACGCAUGCUCUAGUCGCCCAUGGAACGCACUACAUCUACGACGGUCAAUCAAAUUUGAGCCACGUCGAGCUCAUCAUGGGCUUCUUGGCCAGGCAUGUCAAGAGUGGUAGCGCCGAAAGUGGCCUACAAGAGAUUCGUGGCUACAAGUGGGGCACAGAGACUUCGAGGCUUCCUCGAUGCUUGCCAGAAUGCAUCGGCAUCAGCCCGUCCGACUCGGACGAUGCUCAGAGCGAAAAGAUUCUCGGACCUGAGCUUGCGGGUCACGGACCCUCGCUCGGCUUGCCGCCACAGCGCAUGGAGCCUCGAGGAGAGAUGGGCUAUGCCUUCAAUGAAAGGCGACGUCUGCCCACGGAUGUCACUGCUGGUUUCAACAGAGCAUGCCGUUCCCUCGGCUUUACGUCUGGACACGGUCUUGAUGCAGCAAGGCACGUGGCCGUUUGGGCGAUUCGCGCAGCAGAUGCCAAAGCUGCAGGGGAAGACAUCGAAAACACGCACAUCAUCAACUUCAUGCUCCCAGUCGACUACAGACGAUAUUUCAAAAAGGAGUUUCUCGGUCAGCCUUACAUUUGCACCGGUACUGCUGGAUUCACGACCGAGAUCAGCUUGGAUCACAUUCGCGCAAAAGAGAGCGAAGCCGAGGGCUCCGAUGCUCAUCUGGACAGAGCGUUCAAGGAGAUUGGACCUCUUUUGGCGCAGCAAUACAGAGCUGUCGCAGACGACAGGGAGCUGAUCAAGGGCAUGCGUCCCGUGACGGAGAUGCUUGGCGUGGAUAACGAGGAGUUCCCGCCGUUCGAAGCCAUCAAUCCUGGAGACGCGUACACUUCCCUCGGCAAGCUCGAGUCGAGAAUGCGCGUGAAUUACAGCCAAGAUGGCAGUACCCAAGCGCCAGACGUCAUCCGCUUGCUUGACUGGUUCAACACCAGCCGAUUGACGAGACCGCAGAUGGGACUUCACACUUGGGUUUGGAAGGGGUCCAUCACUCUCAAUGUGAAUUGGAGCGACCACUACGAUGCGCAGUACAUCAAAAGAUAUGUCGAUACGGUGGAAGGCAUCAUACGUAGAAUGGCGGCCGCUUACGGUACAGAGAAGCCGGCGGGUGGUGCGACUGUGACGACUUCGUCAGGUGCUUCGCUUAGCAACCUUGGCGGACGGCCGGGCCAAGUUCUGGCUCCUCGUCUUCGCAAGCCGUGCACCUGUCAGCAACACUUGCGUGCUAGGCUUUGACACGUCCACAUUUCCUUUCGCAACAUUGUUCGGCCCUCCGCCUGUCACUCGAACCUUUUCCUCGUCCAUGUUCGGUCUCUUCUGUCUCUCCCCUCAUCACAACAUCCUGAGCCCGUCGGCCUUGGAAGCACGCUCUUUCGCAUUUUUGUCUUGCUCGCACAUCCAUUCCGUUGUUGCUCAUCUUGCUCAUCUUGCUCGAUACUUCUCGAUCGUCUCAAUGACACUCAUUUGCUGCCAAGGGG
Ceraceosorus guamensis is the source of this 2115-nucleotide messenger RNA. RefSeq lists its product as hypothetical. The coding region runs from base 176 to 1873 and encodes 565 amino acids. The transcript has 2 exons. The record is from RefSeq and is a predicted model, not a curated record. Lineage: Eukaryota; Fungi; Basidiomycota; Exobasidiomycetes; Ceraceosorales; Ceraceosoraceae.